Molecule: messenger RNA, 921 nt
Organism: Penicillium longicatenatum
Lineage: Eukaryota; Fungi; Ascomycota; Eurotiomycetes; Eurotiales; Aspergillaceae
Product: SDR family NAD(P)-dependent oxidoreductase
Exons: 2
Coding region: 1-921 (306 amino acids)
Cellular component (GO): intracellular anatomical structure
Molecular function (GO): oxidoreductase activity, acting on NAD(P)H, oxygen as acceptor
Source: RefSeq, a predicted model, not a curated record
AUGAGCUCUGUGAUCCAGUCGCAAAAAACUGCUCUUAUCACCGGGGCUGCCUCGGGGGUUGGCUUUGCUAUAGCAAAGCUCUGCCGAAGCAAGGGCAUGCAUCUUGCCUUGCUGGAUAUUGACCAGGACAAUCUGGCCAAGACAAAAAAAGUUCUGGCCGAGCUUGACCCUUCUCUCAAAACCGAGACAUACGCGUUCGAUGUCGCCGACGCUGCAGCUUGGAAGAAAGUAGCCGCAGGGAUCAGCGAGGUCUUCCCCGGCGGCAUUGACCUGGUGGUGCUGAAUGCGGGGAAGGCCUACAGGCCGCAGGAAUCCUCCCCGAGCCGCCUCAAACAAUGGCUGGAUGGGGAAUACUGGCGAAAGACUCUCGACACAAAUGUCUACGGCCCUCUCAACGGGUUAGAGGUUCUUCUCCCUCUGCUGCUCUCGUCGAACUCCCAGACACCCAAAUCUAUCGUUGUAACGGGUUCCAAACAAGGCAUUACAAAUCCGCCCGGAGGAGGCAACCCAGCAUAUAAUGCGUCCAAGGCGGCGAUCAAGAGUCUGACGGAGCAUCUAUCCUACGACCUACGGUCUGAUCCGACAACUGCCCAUAUCUCUGUCCACCUCUUGAUUCCUGGCUGGACAUGGACUGGACUCAUGGGGAACGUCGGCCCAACCAAUGAAGAGGAAACCAAGAAACCAGAGGGAGCUUGGUACCCUAGCCAAGUUGCGAGAGAAUUGGUGGAAGGACUGGAAAAAGGGUCAUUCUACAUCAUUUGCCCGGAUGGUGAAACAGAUCGCGCCCUGGAUCAAGCGCGCAUGAAAUGGGGUGGAGAAGAUGCUGUUGAGGGUAGACCGGCACUGUCACGUUGGGAGAAUAGUUGGAAGGUUCGUGCUGAAGAAGCGAUCCGGGCAGAUGCAGAAGUGCGUCGAGGUUAA